UGCACGCGCAGCCUCCCGGGCUGCUGCUGCUCUCGGCAGUGCGAGCGAGGGACAGAGAGCGAGAGCGAGAGAGAGGAAGAGCCGGUGCGGCGGGCGAGGAGGGGAGGCUGGGGCGUGCAGCUGUGCGCUACUUUGGAGUGCAGGGCUCCUUCCCGGCGCUUGGCCGAUGGAGCCUUGGAAGCAAUGCGCCCACUGGCUCAUCCAGUGCCGGGUGCUGCCGGUCAACCACCGGGUGACCUGGGACACGGCGCAGGUGUUCGACCUGGCCCAGACCCUCCGCGAUGGAGUCCUGCUCUGCCAGCUGCUCAACAACCUGCGGGCACGCUCCAUCAACCUCAAGGAGAUCAACCUGAGACCUCAGAUGUCCCAGUUUCUUUGUUUGAAGAACAUAAGAACAUUCCUCACGGCAUGUUGUGAAACAUUUGGUAUGAAGAAGAGUGAACUUUUUGAAGCAUUUGACUUGUUUGAUGUCCGUGAUUUUGGAAAGGUCAUAGAAACAUUAUCCAAACUAUCCCGCACUCCACCUGCUUUAGCCACUGGACUAAGACCGUUUCCAACUGAAGAGAGUGUGGAUAAUGAAGACAUCUAUAAAGGGCUUCCAGAUUUAAUAGAUGAAACUGGCGUGGAUGAAGAUGAAGACCUUUAUGAUUGUGUUUACGGGGAGGAUGAAGGUGGUGAAGUGUAUGAAGACUUAAUGAAAGCUGAAGCAGCACAUCAACCUAAGUAUCCUGAGAAUGACAUAAGAUGCUGCUGCCUAUCAGAAAUAAAACAGACUGAAGAGAAAUACACAGAAACGCUUGAGUCCAUAGAAAAGUAUUUUAUGGUGCCAUUGAAAAAGUUUCUAACGUCGUCUGAGUUUGAGACUAUAUUCAUCAACAUAGCUGAUUUGGUGAAAAUCCACAGAAGUUUAACACAAGAUAUUCACGAGUCAAUUGCAAACAAAAAUGACCAAAACCUCUAUCAGAUUUUUAUUAGCUACAAGGAAAGGUUGCUCAUCUAUGGGCAGUACUGCAGUCAAGUAGAAAUAGCCAUAUCCUGUUUAGACAGUAUCUCCAAGACAAAAGAAGAUGUUAAAUUGAAACUGGAGGAAUGUUCGAAAAGAGCCAAUAAUGGGAAGUUUACUUUGCGGGAUCUGCUUGUGGUUCCUAUGCAGCGAGUUCUGAAAUACCAUCUACUGCUUCAGGAGCUGGUGAAACACACAACUGACCCAAUGGAGAAGACCAACUUAAAGCUUGCCCUUGAUGCAAUGAAGGACUUGGCACAGUAUGUAAAUGAAGUGAAGAGAGAUAAUGAAACUCUGCGUGAAAUUAGACAAUUUCAGUCCUCAAUAGAGAAUCUGAACCAGUCACUUAUACUGUAUGGAAGACCACAAGGUGAUGGUGAAAUAAGGAUAACAACCCUGGACAAACGGGCAAGGCAAGAUAGGCAUAUCUUCUUAUUUGAUUUGGCUGUAAUUGUAUGCAAACGACGAGGGGACAAUUAUGAAAUGAAGGAUAUAAUUGAUCUUCAGGAAUACAAAAUAGCCAACAACCCUACUACAGAUAAAGAGAACAAGAAGUGGUCUUAUGGCUUCUACCUCAUCCACGUACAAGGACAAAAUGGGCUAGAACUCUACUGCAAAACGAAAGAUUUGAAGAAAAAGUGGCUCGAACAGUUUGAAAUGGCGCUAUCCAACAUACGGCCUCAUUAUGUAGAAUCAACUACUCAUGACUUCAAAAUGCAUACCUUCAGUCGUGUAACAUCCUGCAAAGUCUGUCAGAUGCUUCUAAGAGGAACUUUUUAUCAAGGCUAUUUGUGUUCCAAAUGUGGCGCUGGAGCUCACAAAGAAUGUUUGGGAAGACUAGACAAUUGUGGCAGAGUUAAUUUGGGCGAACAUGGGACCCUGAAACAUGAGAAACGGCCAAAUGGACUACGAAACAGCUCCAGGCUUAUGGACCCAGGCUUGCCAAAAAUGCAAGUAAUUAGAAAUUACAGCGGGAUACCACAGCCAGCUCCACAUGAUGGCCCUCCACUACACAUCCAGACUGGGGACAUAGUUGAACUCAUCAGAGGAGAUGCACAUAGUCUAUUUUGGCAGGGUAGAAAUCUAGUGACAGGGGAACUUGGUUUCUUUCCAAGUGAUGCAGUAAAACCUUGCCCAUGUGUUCCCAAACCAGUAGACUAUUCUUCUCAACCAUGGUAUGCAGGAGCAAUGGAAAGGUUGCAAGCAGAGACUGAGCUUAUUAACCGGAUAAAUAGUACUUACCUGGUACGAUAUAGGACUAAAGAGUCAGGAGAAUACGCCAUUAGCAUUAAGUACCAUAAUGAAGUGAAGCACAUCAAGAUUUUAACAAGAGAUGGCUUUUUUCACAUUGCAGAAAAUAGAAGAUUUAAAAGUUUAAUGGAACUUGUGGAGUACUACAGGCAUCAUUCUCUCAAAGAAGGCUUCAGAUGUUUGGACACAACUCUUCAGUAUCCAUUUAAGGAAUAUGAACAUACAGUGGACCAAAGGAGUAACCGACCAACUAGCAACUCCCCUUCUUUGUUCUUUGGGUUUUCUUUUGUAACUUCUCCAGACUACAGCUUUGUCCCCCCUUCUUCUACUCCUUUCUGGUCAGUGCUGAGUCCCAAGGUUCUUGGUAUUGCUAUUGCCCGCUAUGACUUCUGUGCCAGAGACAUGCGUGAAUUAUCACUGCUCAAAGGAGACAUUGUCAAAAUUUACACAAAGAUUAGUGCUAAUGGCUGGUGGAGAGGUGAAGUAAAUGGAAGGGUGGGCUGGUUUCCAUCAACUUAUGUUGAAGAGGAUGAAUGAUUUGGACAUUGUGUUGGGACUACUGAUUAUAAAUUUCAGGGACUAUAAAAACCAGCCAUCUGCGAAGCAUUAUUCCUCUUGUUAAGUAUUUGAAAUGCAGUGCUUCUGUCUGUCAAAACCCUCCAGUCUUAACGCAGAGAUUAUUGAAGAAGUUUCUGUUGACAGAAGAAUAUCCCAGUCAGAUGCAUACAAAGAAACUGCCUGCCUGCCUGCCACCACUGGGGACCAAUGCCAAACUCUAACCCCAGCUUCCAGAAAAAAUGCUUCAAAGCAGUCUUGGGGUGGGAAAUGCUUUUUCAUUCCAUCUUGUUGAAUGCAGUGAAUACUAAGUACUGGUAGCAAUUUACUAACUUUUAUGAUUUCUUACUAGCAGAUAUUUCUGAUAGCAUUAGAAGAUGACAGCUUUUUUUGGCUUAUUUAUCAUUUCAUCCACAGGGGUGGGGAAGCUUAAUCAUUCCACUGGUCAAAACUGUCAAUGUUAUUUGACUUGAAGAAUUCAGCAGCACUUUGUCUACUGUUACCAAACAAUUCGGGAUCAGGGGGAGGAACACAAAAAUAUUUUGGUCUUUAAUUCCAGAGGACUUAACUGACUUUGAGCUUUUAUAUGUUUUGUGAGAGCAGCAAACUUUAAGAAGUGGUUUGUGCUUCAGCAUAUAGGUACACUCUGAAAAAGAAAUGGUAUAGAAUUGAAAACUGCAGGUUCCUAACACACAUUCGUUUCUUACAGAAUAAUACACAUGGCAGCAUUGCUGUCUUUUAGAACAUUAAGAGCACAAUUUUUAUUACGUUGAAGCCCCCAAUUUGGCGGGCAGAGAAGAAUUACAGAAAUAAAUUUGUGGAGAAUCCCUGACUCCAUGGGCACACUAGUGGAUGACUUCAUAAACAAACCCGAAUUAGAAUGUUCAAACAUAUCUGUAGCAUACAACAAAAAAGAGUGGUAUGCAAAUGAUGUCAUUGUUCAGGGUUUAGAAAGAUUUGGGGAUUUUUUUUGUGCCCCCAUGUAUGCCCUAAAAAAACACCAACCCCUGAAGAUUGCUGGUAUUCCACUUCUGAGGGUCCAACUACAACUUACAAAGUCCUUGUGUUCAUUGGGGAACAACUCAAGGACUUUCAUUUGAUAUGUGAUGGGAGCUCUGGUCCUCCCGCACACUCUUUUCCACUUGCAACCAAAACAGUCACAAAGAAAUUAGUCUGCAUUUGCAAAUCACCCAGUGGAGCAUCUGUUGGCCCAGUAGAUAGACCAGAUGUGCUUUUCCCUGCCUGUUUUGGUCAUAAGCAGAGAAGAGCCAGGGUCUGUGGGGAAGGCACAAAAUUGCACAUCUAGUGAAAAGCCCUAUGUUGUUCCCCAAUUGACAUGAUGGCUGUGUAAAUAAGCCAUAAGAAAUAUUAAUUGAAUCAAAAUUCUGUGAACUUUUAUUUUGAUGGGAACAGUUGCAUUUUAUUUUGAUGGAACAGUUACAACAUUUGCAAUGGAUUGUAUUUGAUAAAAAGAUCUGUCCUUAUGUGUUAGAAUAGGAAUGUUUCCUUAUUGCUGUUCUCUGUAAUAGCUAGUUUUGUCUGGUCGACUUGAUACAUAAGUAAGCAAAAUAGCAUUGCUAGGAGCUACUGCCUGUUUAAAGUUGGGUACAGGUAUGACUCUAAUUCUGUGAAAUGUAUUGUGCACUGUCAUCACUGUUUGUAUGUCUUAUUGAGAGACAGUUGGUUUCAUGUUGAGAUUAAAAAUGUAUAAUUUCAGCAAAACCUUUUAAAAAGCAGUUUAGAUAUUCUAAAGUUUCUGUUAGCUCAGGGGGCAAUGGAACUCAGAAGUGUCAAGCCAUAUAUAAACACCUCCUUCCUGUUUGUAUCAUGCAGUAUGUUUUGUUGGCAAAAGUCCUACAUGGUUCUCCUUUAAAUUAAGUGGGUAUGGGGAGGGGGAACUAUUUGUGUGCAUGGAAGAUCACCAGGUUGAAACCAGAGAUCCUGUCUAUCACAUACACCUCUAUCACAAUGAAAAGCAUGGAGCCACAACUUUAGUUACCCUGCUCAUCCUUCAGUCCCAUGAUGUUCUCGCUUCUGCCUGCCUGCCAGAAUGUUUGCCCCAUAUCCGGUGAGAUGGAAGAGUAGGGCAAUGAUGCAUCCUGUUUUGUUGUUGUAAAACUGUGAGAGUGAGACAAAGGGUCUCUGAAUCAUAGUUUGGCUGCUCAACACAUUUCCCUUCUUUUUCCAGCAAGGAGAAACCAGAGUCCCAUGUGCCCACUGGCAUACCUUCAGAGCUCUGCACCAGGGCUGUGCAGUGGUUUGUCUUUGUUUCCUGCCCUGCACUGAACAAGUUAAAUGCUGCUCCACGUUAUUUCAAAUACCAAAGAUAUAGUAUGCCAGAGCCACCCCCAUCCCCCCCACCAUUGCCAAUACGUUUUAUGUUUGCCUUUAUUCUAAACCUUGGUCUUAUGCACUAAGCAUGGACAACACUUUGUAAUAUUGUGUAAAUAUGUGAAUAUAUUAAUAAAUGGAUUAACUUUUUGUUUAA
Sphaerodactylus townsendi is the source of this 5297-nucleotide messenger RNA. It is a transcript of the gene VAV3, whose product is annotated as vav guanine nucleotide exchange factor 3. The transcript is spliced from 28 exons. Gene Ontology annotation, biological process: cell migration; intracellular signal transduction; regulation of GTPase activity. Bases 167 to 2791 code for a protein of 874 amino acids. Gene Ontology annotation, molecular function: protein binding; guanyl-nucleotide exchange factor activity. Gene Ontology annotation, cellular component: plasma membrane; cytoplasm. The record is from RefSeq and is a predicted model, not a curated record. NCBI's taxonomy places the organism in Eukaryota, Metazoa, Chordata, Lepidosauria, Squamata, Sphaerodactylidae.